Messenger RNA from Phyllotreta striolata, 5929 nucleotides. The record is from the annotation of a GenBank genome assembly. NCBI's taxonomy places the organism in Eukaryota, Metazoa, Arthropoda, Insecta, Coleoptera, Chrysomelidae.
GUCAAAUUUGUCAAAUGAAAGACCUACAUAACAAAGUCGAAUAAUUGUUUUAAAAUCGGAAGGUAAUUAGUUUCUAUUUAGUGUCAGCGGCAAUUAUCAGCAACAAUGGAGACUGUAUUCGAUAUACCGAUAAGAAGGGAGUAAAUUGAUGGUGAACUUUUUGUAAAUAAAUAUUUAGAAGUGGAGUUGCCUGACAGUGCCAGCUCAUCUGUAUUUUGCUAAGAUUGUUUUGUUUAUUUAAUGAAAAUAAGUGGUUGUAAUGGCAUACGAGGGAGUUUCGCAUAAUGUAGAACUUUCUACGGCGUUUAUAGAAACGCUGCAAAGUGAUUUCAAGAGCCUCUCUUCCGAAUCGAAGAAGAAAUAUCCCCAAGUCAAAGAGGCAUGUGAAGAAGCUAUAAACAAGUUGAAGACUGCACAAACUUCAGCGCAGUCGUCUGUAUAUUAUGUUGUUAAUCAAAUUAUUUAUCCUCUAUCGCAAGGUUGUGAAACUAAAGACGUUAAAUUAAUAAGGAUAUGCCUGCAAAUAAUGCAGAAAUUAAUUACUCAUCAACUGGUGGAUCAAAAAGGUGCUUUAUACAUAACGGAUACAUUAUGGGCUCUUAUGGAACUUGGAAUAGAAGAAGUGAAGAUACUACAGACAGUUACUCUUCUCCUUACGACAAAUACGGUUGUUCAUGGUGAAACUUUAGCUAGAACUUUAGUGCUAUGUUUUCGGUUGCAUUUCGCUAAAAAUUCGACCACAAUAAACACAGCCGGAGCUACGGUAAGGCAAUUAGUGUAUCUCGUUUUCGAAAGGGUCGUUUCAGAGGACGAGCAGCUGUCGAAAUCUGAAAAUGCGCCCCAAACAAGCUCUGUGAAUUUCGAAGAAUUGAAAACCCCAAGCAGCAGUCCCCCGAAAGGACUGCCUCCCUGUGCAGGAGAUGCAUUUUUGCUUUUCCAAGACUUAGUACAAUUAGUAAACGCAGACCAACCUUAUUGGCUAAUAGGCAUGACUGAGAUGACUAGAACGUUCGGCUUGGAGUUAUUGGAAUCAGUAUUAACACAGUUCUCGUCAGUUUUUUAUAAGAACGCCGAAUUCAGCUUCUUGUUGAAAGAAAGGGUAUGUGCUUUGGUGAUAAAAUUGUUUUCGCCGAAUAUAAAAUACAGAAGCAACGUGCCGAACAGCAUCCAACAAGCUACACCUUUCGAAAAGCCAUAUUUUCCCAUCAGCAUGAGGCUACUGCGAGUCGUUUCGAUCCUCAUACAAAAAUACCACAGCUUACUAGUAACCGAAUGUGAAAUAUUUCUGUCGUUGAUUGUAAAAUUUUUGGAUCCGGACAAACCCACUUGGCAGCGAUCUUUGGCUCUGGAAGUAUUGCAUAAAAUGACGAUCAAACCGGAGCUGUUGAACUCUUUCUGCGAAUGUUACGAUUUGAACAGGCACACCACAAGCAUCUUUCAGGACAUUGUGAAUUCGCUUGGAGCUUACGUCCAAUCGCUGUUUGUCAGUCCUCAAUUAACGAUGGGCGCUGGAAUUCCUGUGGCUCAAGGACAACCUCCCGUGUAUCUGGGAGGUCUACCGGCCGGUCCAGGCGUUACCCCUCAACCUGGCUUCCUUCUAAGAGGCGUUUGGCUGCCUAUUGUAGCAACAUUUCCCACCGGACAAGCGAAAUCAACUUAUUUGGAGGUGUUGGAUAAAAUAGAGCCACCAGUAGUUCCUGAUGGUUACGGAAUAUCUGUCGCUUAUGCGUGUCUAAUGGAAAUCAUCCGCUCAUUGCAAAUACUGAUAAAUCCGCAUCAACAACCCGAAGACCAGCAAUCGACGAGAGAAAACGGCAAAGAUUUAAACUGCCAGCUCGUAAACUCCAGUUGGUGCGGUUUAUUAGCCGCUCUCAGUCCGCUCGUAGACGCCAGUACAGACGAAUCGGUGACCGAAAACGUUCUGAAAGCGAUGCAAACUUACACUUCCUUGUGCGGUAUGCUGGACCUACAGACGCCUAGAGACGCUUUCAUUACAGCCAUUUGCAAAUCGUCAUUACCGCCUCAUUACGCCCUCACUGUCUUAAACACCGUCACGUCAGGCGUGAAUUUAAGACAAGUGCAUAGAGAUAGUCAAGACAUGAAUCUUCCGCUUAUGGUACAAUACGGCGAAACGGAAUAUCGGCAGCAAGUCGUGGCUGUAGGAACACCUCUUCCGACAUCGUCGAUUCCAGCAGGAACCCAACAAGGUCCGGUGAUGUUGACGGCGAAGAAUUUGCAAUCGAUGAGAGCCUUGCUCAGCUUAGCCCACUGUCACGGGGGAAUAUUGGGCAGUUCCUGGCAUUUGGUCUUAACCACCUUGCAGCAUUUGGUUUGGAUCUUGGGAUUGAAGCCAUCGACAGGCGGUAGUUUGAAGGCCGUCCGACCUACCACGGACACGAACGCCGUAAUUACCAGCUCCGUAAUGGACAAUUUGCCCGUGCUAUCGACAAUGCUCAGUAAACUAUUCGAAUCUAGUCAAUAUUUAGACGAUGUGGCGCUGCAUCAUUUAAUAAGCGCGCUGUGCAAGCUGUCGCAAGAGGCCAUGGAGCUGGCCUACUCCAACCGAGAGCCCAGCCUGUUCGCCGUCGCCAAGCUCCUGGAAACCGGUUUGGUGAACAUGUCGAGGGUCGAGGUGCUGUGGCGCCCUCUGACCAACCACUUGCUGGAAGUCUGCCAUCACCCUCACAUUCGGAUGCGGGGCUGGGGGGUCGAGGCCAUCACGUAUUUGGUCAAGGCCGCUCUUCACUACAACCACGCGAUACCGCUUAAAGAGAACCAGAAGUUGCAGACGUUGCUGUUGGGACCGCUGUACGAAUUGUCGUCCGUUCCUCACGGGGACGUGAGGCAGAAGCAGCUGGAAUGCGUUUUGCAGAUACUGCACGCGAACGGGGAGACCCUGUCGCACGGUUGGCCUUUGGUCUUAGGGAUCAUCGGUGCUGUUAGCGACCAACACGGCGAAAACCUUAUUAGGAUCGCUUUCCAGUGUCUACAGUUGCUCAUUACGGAUUUCCUGCCGUUGAUGCCCUUGAGGUGUCUACCCCAAUGCGUCGAUACAGUAGCUAAAUUUGGAUCCCAAACACAAGAACUAAACAUUUCAUUAACAGCUGUCGGUUUGAUGUGGAAUAUAUCCGACUACUUCCACCAAAAUCAAAGCAAAUUAAGUCAAGUUUCGACGGAAGAUAAUACCGUGCUUCCCGAUUUCCCCGGCACGCUUAACAUGCCGAGCUUCGAUAAACUCUGGAUGUGUCUGUACGCUCGACUCGGAGAGCUCUGCGUGGAUUCGAGACCUGCGGUGAGAAAAUCCGCUGGGCAAACGUUGUUCUCGACGAUUUCGGCGCACGGCUCGCUCUUGAAGCCGCCCACGUGGCAAGUCCUGCUCUGGCAGGUUCUGUUUCCCCUGCUCGAUAAGGUCAGGAACCUGUCGAAUUCCGCGAGCAGCGAAAAAGUUGAUGCCGGAGGGAAUAUUUUGAUACACCAUUCGCGUAAUACGGCCCAAAAGCAAUGGGCGGAGACGCAAGUACUGACGCUGUCUGGUGUUGCUAGGGUUUUUAACACCAAGCGACAGCUUCUCCAAGCUUUGGGCGACUUUCCCAGGGCGUGGGGCAUCCUUUUGGAGUUCAUUGAAUACGCAGCGUUAAGUAAAAACAACGAGGUAUCGAUAGCAGCUCUCAAGUCCUUUCAGGAAGUGCUGUUUUUGAAUAAGAAUCAAAGCGUGGACAGCAAAGCGUCUGUCGAAGAUAAAGACAUAUGGGCAGUGGCUUGGAAAAUUUGGGUUAAAAUCGGUACUGAAAUAACAGUUCCGCUAAUCGAAAACGAGUCCCAAGACGAUUAUUACAUUCCGAGUCAAACAUUCUUAACAUCUUUGAUACAGAUAUUCCCCAACGUCUUUCAGCACGUGAAAAACACUUUUAAUUUAGAUGAUUUAAAGCAAUUAGGAGUCGUGUUAGUGAAUUCGGUGAGGAUUCCAGUUUUCGGAGAAACUCCUUAUGUUAUUUCCACUUCGAACGACGUUAGUUUAACACCAUUACACGACGGGGUUUUGCACGUAAUGGAGCUUCUCCAGAAGGAAACGAUGUUGAAAAACAACUCGAAAAUGAUUCCGGAAAUAUUCAAACUCCUGCUGUCGUUCGCCAGUUUCACUUGCACUCCCCCGUCAUUCGCUAAAGUGGAAAGCAAGCAAACCAAAACGGCCGAUUGGAUUACAAUGAACUACGUACCUUUCGGGGAAAAGGCCAUCACAAUGGUCGUCAAACUCUACGAAAAGACUGCUGAAAACAGCGACGUUAUCAACACAAACAUCCUGAGGGAGAUCAUAGUCUCGUUGCACACUCCAUUAGCUCUGAAAUACAACUGCGUGUCGAAUAGCAUAUGGAAAUUAGCGGCGAACAGUUUAUUAACCAUACUUAAAAUCGGAUUGAAAGUAGCGAGGAACCACGCUAACCAAUUUUCGGCUAUGUGGAACGAUUUAUAUUGCACCCUAAACGAUUUCCUGUUUCCAACAACGUGUGCCACUGGUGAUAAAGGCUUAGACGAGAUGGUUUCGGACGAAGCCAUGGACUGUCAGAUCAUCGAACUCCUGAGAACGGAGGUCUUGCCCUAUUCUAAGACAAUUCCUAAAGAUUUCAUAUUGCAAGUAGUCAUCCUGCUGAACAAAGGCUCCAUACACUCCGCUACUAACGUGAAAACUGACGGGGACAUCGAGUUGACGCUUCGAGAAGAAUUCGCGAAAACCUGCUUCGAAACUUUACUACAAUUUUCUUUAAUAGAUAACAACGGAAUGGUGGUCAAUGGCGACGAUAAAAAUAACGGCAUUGCUGGACAUUUAGCUGUUACGUCGUUGUUGCAUAGAUUCCAGGAGGUUUUGAAGAAGUAUAUAGAAGAUGAGAAAUUGAGCGGAAAAUGCCCGUUACCUAGGUAUCGCCUUUCCGAAAUAUCCUUUGUAUUGAAAGCCCUAACAACUCUAAUAUUAUCUAUGAAAAAAGCAACAGCUGUAAAAGAAGACAAUAAAGCUUGGGAACAGCUGAUAAGCCUCUAUCCGUAUUUAGUGGAAUGUACGACAACUUCAUCGACACAAGUUUCAAAACCGUUGCGAGAAGCUUUGCUGCAGUUCUGUGAUCUAUUGCAACCGCCUCACAAUAAAAAUAAUAACAAUAACACGAAGAUUACUGAUAACUUAGUAUGAAGCGUGGUUGUUAAUUGUACCUGUACAAAUCGGUCAUAUCUUAUUAAUACAGCAUGGACAUUUCCUAUACAGGGUAGAUAAUAAUAAAAAUUCGAAACUCAAUUUUGGAUAAAAUUAUUUGAAGUAACCGACUGAGUAAAUUCAUCGAGAUUUUGCCCUGAAACGACAUCGUUGGAUUGUCCCUUCCUACGAGACUCCAUAUGAAUUUAUAUUUUUUACUGCAAACAGAUAUUUCCCAUCAAAGCAGAUAGUGCCAUCUCUUCACUUUUCACGCCCUGAAUAUAAAAAUUCUGCCAUUUUAUUGGUACCUGCUCAGCAGUUUCAACGAAUUGUUCAUGAAAUAGUUGCUAGAUGAAAUAAGUAAUCAAGAGAUUAAAAUUAUUCUCUUGGAUUAACAAGCGUUUUUUGAAACAUUUUUUCUACACUAAAUGCAAAUUGGGUACGAAUGCUAAAUCGCGUAAGUCCAGGUAGUUUUAUUUAUAAGUUUAAAGCACUGACAAUAAAAUAUAUGGUUCACGUGGUCUGUCUUAUAUCGUAGACGGCUUUGGAGACUCGGUAUCUAUUUAUUUUUUAGUAAUGCAAUUUUAGUGUAUUUUUAAUAUUAAAAUUACUUGUCACGUGAUUUCGAGAUUAUUGAAUUUUCAAAAUGCAAUGUUAUUAAAAUUUUAAAAAAGUAAAAGGGUUUUCGUUGGAAACUUUCAACAUAAAUCUUAUAAGAUUUUGUAUCGAAAAAAUUUUAUAAUUUUC